UUACGGUACCUUGUGCAACACUACAACCAACAUGAUACGUCAAUAAUUAGAAGUAGAAUUUCACAGUCCUGGGACAUCCUGAAGUUGCAAUGGGGUCAAAUAACGUGGUUUUGAUGUGUUGCAAUGCGGGUAGUUCUGCAACCAAACGGAACUCAGCAAUCUCUCACAAUCUGUGAAUGCCUAACUCGUCCACUUUCAGAGCAGACGGCUGGGAAACCCGAAGGCAAAACAGGGAAUGAAGGAAGUGCUGGGCAUGAGAGGGGAGAGAAAGAGCAGCGACGUUGCCACAAAGGCUCUUGGCUGGAAAAUCGAAUAGAAGACACGUUAAAUGCAGGAAGGUGGAGAUCUCCUGAGGAAGUGGGAACGGCGGACUCUCUCUCUCGCCCCCGGAGCGGAGUUUCCCUGUGAAAUACCGCAGUGAGUCGGAGCGUCGGACAGUCGCACAGAGGGCGUGGAAAUGCUUGAGACACGUCCUGACUGGUGCCAUUAGCAGGCUUGCCAAGAUAAUUCACUUCACGUCUCUCUCCUGAAGUUUGGCCUACGAGCUGUCAUCGUCAACUUUGACGGUUUGCACUUCGGCUUGAUGCGUCGUGCCCUCUCGAUCUUGGUCCUGGGCCUGUUGGUCAGCACUGAAGUCAGGGAGAUCCACGGUGAAUCUGGAGGAUGUGUGGUCUGGGGUGCCAACAGUGGCAUUGCAGUGGAGGCCUACGACGGAGAACCAGUGAAAGUGAGCUGCCCUCUCCCCCUGGCAGACAUCAGGACUAACCACAGUGAGUCAGGCCUGACACUAUCGUGGUACAGAAGCAGGCAGGGUGAAGAACUGGACGAGCCCAUCGAUUUUCAGCAGGCGGUGGAGCGGGUGUCAAAUGAGGAAGAGGGGCUGUGGUUCUGGCCAGCGUUUGUCAACGAUUCUGGGAACUACACUUGCAUGUUGAGGAAUGCGUAUGGUUGUCUCAGGGUGUCGAUAUCGCUGUUCGUUAUCCAGAAGAGACCCAACAGAUGUGCCAGCAACGUCGAGCUUUAUCUUGGUGACGUGAGCUACCAGCUAUGUCCGGGAACCAGCGAUUUCUCCCCAGCAUUAUUCAACACGUCAACUGCCUGGUACUGGGAGGGAAGAAGAAUUGACAGUUUCUUGAGCAGCAGUUUGGCCAACGUUAAUGGACAACUGAGGAUAAGUAUUGUCAGGGAAUUCCAUGAAGGAAAUUACACCUGCAUCGUAACUGUGAUGCAUAGGGGCUUGGCUUUCAACUUGACCAGGAUCCUCUGUACCACUGUCGCAGCUAGCCAGCGUGAACUGAUAGCCCCGGUUAUAAUCCAGCCAGCUGCAGGCCUUCGAGUGGAAGUGGAGUACGGUCAGGAAGUAAAUCUAACCUGCAGUGCAUUCUUCCAUUACAUCCUGGAGUCACCCACUACAGUCCGGUGGUCUGUUAAUGGGAGGCCGGCAGAGGAAUUGGCACCGGCUAUGCAAGUAUUUCUGAGUGAAAAGGUGCAGUCAGUCAAGGACAAGAAGGUUACCAGUACUCUGAACAUCCGAGCGGUGAAAAGGGCUGACAUUCAGCGGAACUACACCUGCCUUGCCCAGAACAGCAAAGGAUGCAAAAGUGGCCAAGUGGUUUUAGUCUGGAAAGGGCCCAGCUAUGUGGUUGGACUUGGCAGUGCACUGGGGGUCACGCUGCUGAUAAUCGUCAUGUCAGUCGUUGUGUAUCACCUCUGGUGGAUUGAAAUCGUUCUGUUCUACAGAUUGUACUUUGGCACUGAUGAAACAAUAGGAGAUGGGAAGGAAUAUGAUGCCUAUGUGUCAUAUGCACGGAGCGCCGAAGAGGAGGAGUUUGUCCUGAUGACUCUGCGAACCGUCCUGGAAAACGAGUAUGGUUACAAGAUCUGUAUUUACGACCGGGACAGUUUGCCUGGUGGAGUCAUCACAGACGAGACCCUGGCCUGUAUCUGGAGGAGCCGCAGGCUGGUGGUGGUGCUGAGCCCAGACUACCUGACGAACGGUACCCAGGCGCUGCUGGAGCUAAGGGCAGGCACGGAGCGGAUGGCCAGCACAGGCCAGAUCCGGGUGAUCCUGGUGGAGUUCCGCCCAGUGGAGAAGGUCAGCCAUGUGGCUGAGCUGAGGAGACUGAAGGCAGUGAUGGCCACUAUCAAGUGGAGAGGGGAGCGAUCGCGGGACCCCAAGAGCAAGUUCUGGAAGCAGCUCCGUGUCUCCCUGCCCACGCGGCGGGCAACCCGGGCACCGGCGGCAAAGAGCUCCAGGCUGGUCUACAAGAAACUUGGUUCCUCGGAUCUCCCUAGACCUUUGGUUUCAGAGGACCAGUCGUUCUUCCGCGAUGGUGUUAGUGGCCACGAGAAACAGCCAAGCACAACCGACUCAUGUCCCGAGGAGUUGCUACAGGCCGAGUCUUCAAUGCUUUACUGAGCGUUGACCCUUUCUGUGGGACCUGCUUUGUGCAAAACAUCCACGUUGAGACCCAAGCAAUGGGGACAGCAGUUGUACACGUGGACAUUGCAGGCAUGGUCAGGGCUCACUGGGAGAAGAGUCUGGGCUGCCACUGUCUCAAACAAUUACCUGGAUGUUUUAUGACAAUCCAGAUGUUUUAAGAGUACCACACACAAAAGGCUGGAGGAUCUCAGCAGGUCAGGCAGCAUCUAUGGAGAGGAAAAAGCAGUCGACAUUUUGGGCCAAGACUCUUGACCAGGACUGGGAAGGAAGGGGAAAGGAUAUGAAGGUGGGGGGAGGGGAAGGAUUACA
Messenger RNA from Mobula hypostoma (lesser devil ray), 2752 nucleotides. Its product is annotated as interleukin-1 receptor accessory protein-like. The transcript is spliced from 14 exons. Gene Ontology annotation, biological process: signal transduction. The record is from RefSeq and is a predicted model, not a curated record. The coding region runs from base 584 to 2419 and encodes 611 amino acids. NCBI's taxonomy places the organism in Eukaryota, Metazoa, Chordata, Chondrichthyes, Myliobatiformes, Myliobatidae. Gene Ontology annotation, molecular function: interleukin-1 receptor activity.